Molecule: messenger RNA, 3592 nt
Organism: Psammomys obesus (fat sand rat)
Lineage: Eukaryota; Metazoa; Chordata; Mammalia; Rodentia; Muridae
Gene: Cstf2t
Product: cleavage stimulation factor subunit 2 tau variant
Exons: 1
Coding region: 58-1986 (642 amino acids)
Biological process (GO): mRNA 3'-end processing
Cellular component (GO): mRNA cleavage and polyadenylation specificity factor complex
Molecular function (GO): mRNA binding
Source: RefSeq, a predicted model, not a curated record
UCGCUAGAGGACGACUCUUGGACGAAUUCGCUCUCCCCUGCAUGCUCGGCCGGCAUCAUGUCGAGUUUGGCGGUGAGAGACCCAGCCAUGGAUCGAUCACUGCGCUCGGUGUUCGUGGGGAACAUCCCGUAUGAGGCGACAGAGGAGCAGCUAAAGGACAUUUUCUCGGAGGUUGGUUCAGUUGUCAGUUUCCGUCUCGUAUAUGAUAGAGAGACCGGAAAGCCCAAGGGUUAUGGCUUCUGCGAGUACCAAGACCAGGAGACUGCGCUUAGUGCCAUGCGGAAUCUCAAUGGGCGAGAAUUUAGUGGGAGAGCGCUUCGGGUGGACAAUGCUGCCAGUGAAAAGAACAAGGAGGAGUUAAAGAGCUUGGGCCCGGCAGCGCCCAUCAUUGACUCACCCUAUGGGGACCCUAUUGAUCCUGAAGACGCUCCAGAAUCUAUUACUAGAGCAGUCGCCAGCCUGCCCCCAGAGCAGAUGUUUGAACUCAUGAAGCAAAUGAAGUUGUGUGUCCAAAACAGCCACCAGGAAGCUCGCAACAUGCUGCUUCAGAACCCACAGUUGGCGUACGCUCUGCUGCAGGCACAAGUGGUGAUGAGAAUCAUGGAUCCAGAGAUUGCACUGAAAAUUUUGCAUCGUAAGAUACAUGUCACGCCACUGAUCCCGGGCAAAUCUCAGCCUGUCUCUGGCCCCGGCCCUGGUGCUGGUCCUGGCGCUGGCCCCGGUCCUGCCCCUGGGCUCUGCCCAGGACCUAACGUUAUGCUGAACCAACAGAAUCCUCCAGCCCCUCAGCCUCAGCAUUUGCCAAGAAGACCUGUGAAGGACAUUCCUCCUCUGAUGCAGACUUCUAUCCAGGGAGGAAUUCCCGCUCCAGGGCCAAUACCAGCCGCAGUACCUGGACCCGGACCUGGUUCUUUAACUCCUGGAGGAGCAAUGCAGCCACAAGUUGGCAUGCCAGUGGUUGGUCCAGUGCCCUUAGAGCGAGGACAAAUGCAGAUGUCAGAUCCGAGACCUCCAAUACCUCGUGGACCCAUGCCUUCUGGUGGCAUACCUCCUCGAGGACUACUGGGAGAUGCUCCAAAUGACCCACGUGGAGGGACUUUGCUCUCCGUUACUGGAGAAGUCGAACCCAGAGGUUAUAUGGGACCACCUCAUCAGGGUCCUCCCAUGCACCAUGGUCAUGACAGCCGUGGCCCUUCAUCGCAUGAUAUGAGAGGAGGGCCAUUAGCAGCGGAUCCCAGAAUGCUAAUUGGAGAGCCCAGAGGACCCAUGAUAGAUCAAAGAGGUCUACCUAUGGAUGGUAGAGGAGGUAGAGAGUCUCGAGGGAUGGAGCCGCGGCCUAUGGAAACUGAGGUCUUGGAACCACGAGGAAUGGAGAGAAGAAUGGAGACCUGUGCGAUGGAAACCAGAGGAAUGGAAGCAAGAGGCAUGGACGCAAGAGGACUGGAGAUGAGGGGCCCUGGCCCUAAUUCCAGAGGUCCAAUGACUGGUGGAAUCCAGGGUCCUGGCCCCAUUAAUAUGGGGGCAGGUGGCCCUCAGGGACCUAGACAGGUUUCAAACAUUGCAGGAGUGGGGAAUCCUGGAGGUGGCAUGCAGGGGCCAGGUAUACAAGGAGCAGGUUUGCAGGGGGCAGGUAUACAAGGAGGAGGAAUGCAGGGGGCAGGAAUACAAGGAGCAGGAAUGCAGGGAGCAGGUAUACAAGGAGGAGGAAUGCAGGGAGGAGGCAUGCAAGGAGGGAUGCAGGGAGCAGGCAUGCAGGGAGGGAUGCAGGGAGCAGGCAUGCAAGGAUCGAGUAAGCAAGGUGGAGGCCAGCCUAGCAGUUUUAGUCCUGGGCAAAGCCAGGUAACUCCGCAAGAUCAAGAAAAGGCAGCUCUGAUCAUGCAGGUUCUGCAGCUGACCGCAGACCAGAUUGCCAUGCUGCCCCCAGAGCAAAGACAGAGCAUCUUGAUUUUAAAGGAACAAAUCCAGAAAUCCACUGGUGCUUCUUGAAAGGUUUUCAAUGAGGAAGUACUUAGUUAUUCCUUCAGUUUAUUCUGUGGCAUGAAGUGGGUGCAAAAAGCUGCCGUCUGUGUUUGGAUACCUUAAUGGCUUAAAGUUUCCUUCUCCCUAGACUUUAGUCUUAUUUCUAGUCUUUGCUUUCUGUUUUGUUUUCUUUCUUUCUUUUUUUUUUUUUUUUUCCUUUUUUUGAUAUUUUGAGGGUGGGAGUUGGAGGGAGUGGGUUGGCUCACGUUGUCACUGUUGCUCUGCUGGGUACCCAGAAAAUGAGGACAGCAUACCAAAUAAGGAUAUGAGGAAAAGACAGCAAAAAUAACAUGUUUGCAUUUUGUUCAUUAUAUUUUUAAAAUGUUGAGUGAACUGUGAGACCUACAUAAAAAGUGAAAGUGGCCUGUUGCAGUAUUGCUGAACUAAGAUAGUUUAAAGAUUUUUUUGGUUAUAUAUUGAACUGAAUGUCAAAAUGUUAAAAGAGAUUUUUUUUUUUUUUGUAAACCAAAAUAAUAAUUCUAUUUUGGAAGCAGUAGAGUAUUGUAUUAAGGUUGCCACUUUAGUUAUUUUGGUAUUAUUUUGAACUAUUAGAGCUAACAGUGUAUGGUAAAAUUUGUAGCAGUGGGGUUGGUUUUUAAAAGCACUGUUGUCUAUAAAAAGAUAACUCUUCAUUUAUCUGAGCCCAUUAGUAUUUUUGCCUGAUCUCAUCUGUGGUGAUAUUGUAGGCUAGUUGUAGUGUCAACUGACUUACCAAGUCUCCUCUGGUGAGACUCAAGUAAUCUCAAUACAUUUCUCGAAAAAAUUCCUAAGCUCCAAGUCUGGUUGUGACUGAUUUUCUCACAUCUGUAAGAAUCAGUUAAACAUGGGGUUAGACUUUGUUGGGUAAUGGAGGUUUUAUCAGUAAAGCUCCCAGGUUCUUUAAACCACUAUCCACGCACAGAUGCAAUCUAUUUGGUUGGCAGGAAUCAGAAGUUAAGACUCUGUCUUCACAUUUUGAUGUGUCUUAUAGUUUGAUUACUUUCAUAAACUCAUGUCAUCAUCGUACUAGAACUGAGGCCCAAGUACACCGACAACUCUGCUCAGUUAACUUAAUAUUUUAUUUCUUCAUUCCUAUGAGAUAUUUUUUAAAAUAAGGAAUGUGAAAUCUUUAGAGUUACCAUCUUAUUUUUCAGCUUUAAGUAUGUGGCACCUAGACAUUGUAUCCUAUCCAGUUAAUGAGCAGAAACAAGCACAAGUUCCCACUUGACCAAGUGACCUUCCUCUGUAGGAAAAUAAACAGCCAGCCAGAUUGAAGAGUAGCCUUAGGGAGAGAGCUGACCUAAGGGUUUGUUUUCCCCUCGCAAAAUUUGUACAUUUUAAGUGUAGAAGUUUCCAUCCCUAGGCUAUUUUCCUUCAGUUUAGUUUUUUUGUGCUAGUGUUAAGCUUUCUGUGUUUUCCUCUUCCUCCCCUAUGCUAGAGUUGAGUAGUGUACUUUUACCUUUGUGCUAAUUCUAAUUCCAUUUACCUGUAUCUUUUGAAAUUGUAGUUGCUAACCCCAAACUUCUUACAGUCUUUGUUAUAAGAAAAAUCUGCAUUGUUUAAUGAAGAUUAAAUAAAAAGGUUGUAUAAUGUA